This is a messenger RNA of Camellia sinensis, 2294 nucleotides long. The record is from RefSeq and is a predicted model, not a curated record. NCBI's taxonomy places the organism in Eukaryota, Viridiplantae, Streptophyta, Magnoliopsida, Ericales, Theaceae.
AUAAUAAAAUGAUAAGUUAAGAAAAACCAAAUCCAAAAUUCAAAAUCUACUUCAACACCUGACAAAAGCUCAAGCUAAAAAAUAUAUAAACCGUCGGAUCACCUAGAGAUGAUAAAUCGACGGUCAAAAAUCAAAGUUUGACUGAAGUACGAAUUAGGUUGGAAUGAUUGGCUUUGAUGACGACUUUGACCGUAGAAAAAUUGAAAAAAACAUGAGAGAGAGAGAGAGAGAGAGAGAGAGAGAGAGAGGGGGAAGCUGGUGGUGUUGUUGGUGCAUUUGGGUACUUGCAAAACAUUGGUAACAGUUAUCUCACUGUUUUCAUCAUCAAAAAAGAAAAUUAACACAGAAUAAGCCACCUGUAAUGGCGGAUAGUAGCAGCUGGUAUGCAAAGCGUUCCGGAGCAAUUGUGGGUUGGUUUCGCAAUAACGUGGUCUUUCGCAAGGCAGUUGUAUUCAUGACAGCUCUGCUUUUCAGCCACAGCUUAGUCGAGAAGGGAGUGGUUGGAAUAUUGAUAUCGUACCUGGAAGAGAAGUGGGACAAGGAAAAUCUUACGAAAGUUGCUUCAGUAACGAACCUCCAAGACGGGUUAUCAGCGGUUAUGAUGAUUGUCAUAGCCCACAUUUCAGAUACAUGGACAGGUCGUUUUAUGAUGGUUGUGUAUUCUACUGUUGCCUAUGUUGUUGGAUUCUGGCUAUUAUACCUCUCUGCCAAGUUCAAGUCUACUAAUAAUGUAGUCCUCUUUUUCUACUUGGCCAUGGUGCCUAUAGCUGCUGGCACAGCAGUGCGAGACCCCACUCUUCAUGCAUUUUUAGGUGAUCAAAUGCAAGAGACAAACCAAGAAGGUCUAAACCAAGAAGAUCAAAACAAUGCCGAGAAACGAGUUCAAGCCCGUGUAAAAUUUUGGUCUCGGUUGAACAAGUUCUUGGGUGCCAUUGUGGCUGUAUUUAUGUUUCGGAGAUUUACUGUGGAAAGAGUCCUUUGAAAUCUCAGCAAUUGCAAUGACUAUUUCUGGGUUGCUGUUUUUAUGUGGUUUUUCAUUUUACCGCCACGUAAAACCAACUAGGAGCCCCAUAACCGAUGUAUAUUAUGUCACUAAGGCUGCUAUUUGGAAACGAAAUCUAGACUACCCUGCUACUAAUGACAAGGGUGAAUUACAACUUUCGCCUCCUAUUGCACUACUCAGGUGGUUAGAUAAAGCUGCCAUUGACGAAACAUCCAACUCGUAUAUGAGUAGUCCAGAAGAACAAGAAAGCAGAGGAAUGCUCUGUCCAGUGGCACAAGUGACAAAAGUGAAGCUUCUUUUAACAAUGGCACCUAUGUGGAUUACUUUUUUCAACUACUGUCUUGUCGUUGCAACAGGAAGUACUUUCUUUCUCCUACAAAUUAGUACUGUGGAUGAUAAGGUUAAUCUUACGUUUUUUUCGAUAAUCCGUUCAUUCUCAAGUUUCAUGGCCUCGUUUCUAUAUGAACUACUAGUCCCGAGGCUGUGGACUGAAACACAGCAAAAGCGUGCUUGGAAAGUGAGGAUUGGUGUUGGAAUAUUGUGCUCUUUUCUAUCCUGCGCUGUUGCUCGAUUUGUCGAAAUUUACAGGUUGAAACUUUACGAGGACAAUAAACGGAAAAAAAUUAUUCCCAUGAGUGUCUUUUGGUUUAUUCCACAGUUCUGCCUUUUGGGAUUCAUGGAAGGACUUUGUGAAGAUGGGCUUGUGGAUUUCUAUCAUCAACAAGUACCUGAAUCCAUGAAGGCCUAUGGGCCACCAUUUAAUCAGUGGGUAUUGGGAAUGGGGAAUUUUGUUAGCAUAUUAUGGAUUUUAACAUUCAAGCCGUGGUUUGGUGACAACAUAAAUAACAGUCGAUUGGACAACUACUAUGCAAUUCUGGCCAUAGCAAGUAUUGCGAACCUAUUUGUCUACCGCUUUGUCUCCAAUAUGCCAAUCUACAAUAUUGAUCAAGUUACAGAGAAGGAUGUGCAAUUGCAGGAAAUCUUGGCAGACAGCGACAACAAUCCUGUAUCCACGUCCUUCAUUCCUCCGAGCCACCCUUCAAGUACAACUUCAACCCAAAGAAUUAUAGCUUCUACAUCCUUUCCAGAUCAAUCUCGCAACACUGGGAACGUGGUUGAGAAGAAACUCAGUCAUCAAAAGACAAUGUGAAGUGUUCGCAGUGAUGAAGCAAACUUCAAAACCACAAAACCAUGUUUUGUAUAUGUAAUGUUAUGAAUGCAUCUGUAUAAGAACCAGGGUUCAUACAAUCAGUUCUAAAUUUGUUUGAAAAAAUAAUUUUGACUUUUAUUA